Papaver somniferum (opium poppy) is the source of this 1518-nucleotide messenger RNA. RefSeq lists its product as uncharacterized. The transcript is spliced from 2 exons. Lineage: Eukaryota; Viridiplantae; Streptophyta; Magnoliopsida; Ranunculales; Papaveraceae. The record is from RefSeq and is a predicted model, not a curated record. The coding region runs from base 158 to 589 and encodes 143 amino acids.
AUCGUUUUAAUGAUUAUGAUGUGUUCUUCAGAACCAGAGAUUUAGGAUGUUCGUAAGAGCAUAGAAACUUGAUUCGUGAGAAUUAAGUGUUUAUCCUUUUAUUGUACAUCCAGGUACAUGACAAUUGGUAUUAGACUCCAUCUUGGAAUAUGUAUCCAUGGCUACUGAACAACAAAUUACAGAUCUCUCAAACGCGGUUCAUCAACAAGGUGAAUCGAUCACUGAAUUGAAAGAUGCGAUGAGUUCCUUGAAGUCAGUUGUGAAUAAUUUGGAUUCCAAAAUGAAUCGUAUUCUAUAUCUGCUUGGAAUAUAUCUACAUCAGCCAUCAAACAUGGAAGAAUAUACUAUUUCGAUUGAGGACUUCACUGUCUCUUCAUCCGAGGAAAUCAAAUCAACUCCUCCAGAUGUUGAUGCAGAAAUGGAUCCUCUCGAGUUAAAGUUGAUUCCUUCAUUUUUCUUUGUUGAAAGAGAAGAUGGUACUUUAACGAAGUUGCUUUAUCUUCUUCGGACGAUAUCAACUGAUCAAUCACAUGGAUACAUCGAGUUGCCAAGUAGUAGUUCUCAUCAAGACUACUCGAUGGAUAUAUGAUCGAGGCAAGCCGUCUACUAGUCAAGGGUAUUUUUAUUUUACCACUACUUAUGAAUGUUGUGUGAUUAAAAUUGAUUCUAGGGUCACUGUGUUUCUUGUGUCAAAAUGGAUGGCUGAAUACGGUUAUGACUAUGUAUAUGAGCAGAUUUUGGAGUUUGGCUAUUACUCCCUCCGUUUCAAAAUAAUAGGCUGCUUUCAUGUGUAAUUUGUACAUGAAACCUGCCUAUUUUUUUGAAACGGAGGUAGUAUUUGAUUACAUUACUUGAUUUUUCAAAUGUUCAUUGGUUGGCUGCAAAUGGAGACACUCGUCGUCUUUGCGAGUUGUCUGAGGAAAUGCCCACGAGGAAUGUCAGCAUCACUAUGCUCUUGGUAGAAAAAGGGAAACCAUGUGUCCAUGUUAUCUUUAUCAUGACAUUUUUAAUCUCAGGACUAAAUCGAUAGAGCUGCUUCCAUUCAAUACUCCAACUGUGUACUCUCAUAGGUUCUGUCAAAUGCAUUUUCAUGCUGCAGUUCCUCCAUUAUUGCAGCUUUGGCCUGGUGAUGGCGAUCCUGUGGAGUUUGCUACGGAAGUUGCAAUGAUUCUUACUAUAAUGCUGCAAGUAGGGUACUUGCGCUGGAAAUUCAGAUUAGUUUCCACUAUUUUUUGCAGCAUAGGAAAUAGUACUAGUACAAUUUUUAGUAGGUUAAUGUUUGAUAGAGGAAAAGUGCAGCUCGUUAAUAAGGCACCUGAUCUAUUUGUUCCCCUGCACGUGGUACUGACAACGGACUGUCAUUGGGUAAUUUUCAUCUUGAUUGCAGUACAUUGUCAUGCUCCUUUUUGUGUACUGAUGAGUAUUCAUGGGGAUAGUCGGAAUUUAAAUAGAUCUACACCAAGUUUUAUUUUCACUGAAACUUUUAUUUUCAAAUUCCUCAUAGUAGUCACAACGGCG